Molecule: messenger RNA, 6348 nt
Organism: Pristis pectinata (smalltooth sawfish)
Lineage: Eukaryota; Metazoa; Chordata; Chondrichthyes; Rhinopristiformes; Pristidae
Product: E3 ubiquitin-protein ligase RNF38
Exons: 12
Coding region: 171-2054 (627 amino acids)
Source: RefSeq, a predicted model, not a curated record
GUUCCUCUCCCGGCCGUCGCCCUCGGGCCCUUCGCCGCCCUCCCCCUCUCCUCCUGGGCCCUUGCCGCCCCUCCUCCCCCGAUCCGCUUCCCUCCCCCACCUCGGCCCUUUCUCUGCUCCCCCUCCCCUGGGCCCUGCGCCUCCUCCCUCCGCCUUUCCCAAGGCACCAGAUGCCGAUCGCAUCGCCUUCUCACUCGGCUCAGGAGCCCUGCCUCUACCCCCGGCUUCGGGCUGGGCCGUCUCCGCCCAAGGACAGCGGCGAUCGCAGCCACGACCAAGGGGCAUCGGCCGAGCAACCGCGGCCCCCGAGUAACCCAGAAACGGGCGGGGGCCCGGGCUCCGAGGUGUUGGUGCGGCAGGAGCCGUGGGACCGGGGCGCGGGUAGAUUCCCCGCCGCCGCCCCGCACCAUUUGCUGGAAGCUCCCCGGACGCGGUCCAGAUCCAGGUCAGGACUGGGUGGCAGCAGCGCAAACCCGCCUUACUGCAGCCAGCCGAGGACAGGCGGCCUCCAGCCGCAGGCUGGCUGCCAAGGCCACGGCGACAACCCUGCCAUGGGGCAUGGAGCCACGGGCACGGCGGCAGGAGCGACCAGGCCGGCAGGUGGCAUGGAUCCUUCCUUUCAGUAUCACCCAAGUCCACAUGACCUACCUUUCAUUGAAGAUGGUGAUAAGAGUGAAGAAAGCCCAAGUCCGAAGCGCCAGCGCCUGUCUCAUUCAUUUUUUGAAUACGCACCAGUAUCUCCUGCCCCCUCACCACCAAUGCGACCAUGGGAGAUGACUUCAAAUAGGCGGCCUCCCUCAGCUCGACCAAAUCAACAUCACUUCUCAGGGGAAAGAUGCAAUACGCCUUCACGUAGUAGGAGGAGUCCUCCUGUCAGACGGCAACGAGGGAGACGUGAACGACUAACUAGAAAUAGUUCUCUGAGCCAAGAUGAAAACUACCACCAUCAUCCUUAUGGACAACAGCCAACUGUGGAGGAACCCAGAGCAUUUCAUCCUCCAAAUGUAUCUCCACGCCUGCUCCACCCUGCCGCACACCCUCCACAGCAGAAUGCUGUGGUGGUUGAUAUCCACGAACAGAUUCAUCAGGGCACUGUUCCUGUCUCAUAUACUGUUACUACUGUAGCACCACAUGGUAUCCCACUUUGCACAGGACAGCACAUCCCAGCGUGUAACACACAACAAGUUCCAGGGUGUUCAGUCGUAUUUAGUGGACAACAUUAUCCUGUGUGCAGUGUACCUCCUCCGAUGCUUCAAGCGUGUUCUGUACAACAUCUGCCAGUUUCGUAUGCUGCAUUUCCUCCUCUUAUCUCCAGUGAUCCCUUUAUAUUGCACCCUCCACAUCUGUCACCGCACCAUCAUCCUCAUGUUCCACCUCCGGGUCAGUUUGUUCCUUUCCAAACGCAACAGUCACGGUCGCCUUUACAAAGGAUAGAAAAUGAAGUGGAGUUACUGGGAGAUCAUCUUCCUGUUAGUGGUUUCACUUAUCCUCCAUCACCACACCCGCCUACCCUGCCUCCAUCUGCACCACUUCAGUUCCUGCCGCAUGACCCUCUUCACCAAGAGCUGCCCUUUGGAGUUCCGUAUCCUCAUUUCAUGCCUCGAAGACUGCCAGGACGCAGAUAUCGCUCACAGCAACCCUUACCACCUCCACCUUAUCAUCCCAGCUUCUUGCCAUAUUUCCUAUCAAUGCUUCCAGUGCCACCUACGGUGGGACCAGCUUUUAGUUUGGAAUUGGAUGUGGAGGAUGGUGAGGUGGAAAAUUACGAGGCACUUCUUAACCUGGCAGAAAGACUGGGAGAAGCCAAACCACGGGGACUAACAAAAGCAGACAUUGAACAACUUCCAUCAUAUAGAUUUAAUCCUAACAACCACCAGUCAGAGCAAACAUUAUGUGUCGUGUGCAUGUGUGAUUUUGAGUCCAGGCAAUUACUUAGAGUCUUACCCUGCAACCAUGAGUUUCAUGCCAAGUGUGUCGACAAAUGGUUGAAGGCAAAUCGUACAUGUCCAAUUUGUCGAGCUGAUGCAUCAGAAGUUCACCGUGAUUCAGAAUGAGACCAGUUUAAUAGCACAAAUUUGGGUUUUCCUUGUUGCAUAUGAAUGAACUAUCCAUUGAACAUGCCUAUUGUGGCUUCCAGCCUUCCCUUUACAUUAAGGGUCAUGAUGUGAUGCAGUUAUUUGACCUCCCUUUGCACUGUGUGAUUUAAUGAUUUAUAAAGCUUAUAUAGUCUUCACAUUGAACAAUUAUGGGAUUGUUAUACUAACAGUGUGAUUGGAACUCCAAAGAAUUUUUUUCAGCUUAAUUUGUGUGUGCACUAACAUUCCCUGUUUUUUUUGUGUGAUCAUUCCAGGUAUUGCUGCAGGAUUACAGUGGAUGUGAUCUUUUAGCAUGUGUGCUUUUAUAUAUUUAUACACACACAUAUAUAUGUGCGUGUAUUAUAUAUUAUAUGUAUAUAUCUAUCUAUAUAUAUAUAUAUAGAUAUAUACAUAUAUAUAUAUUAUAAUAUAAAGGUAGUUCAACAAUUUUAGCAGUCUACCUUAUAGAGCCUUCAGGUACUGUGAGUGAGAGUGAUUGUAGGUGUGCAAGUAUUCUAGCCACAUGUACUUUGUCAGAUGAACUUAAGUACUGGCAUGAUGUGAGUUGUAUGUGUGUAGUCUUAAUUAUGCUGAAAUGUAUAGUUGUUAUUUAUACAGUACUAGUACUGUACACUGGUUUGUUUCUUUCUGUUUGCAGUUGCACACUGUAAGUUAAGGGUGCAGCAAUUAUGAAAAUUUUUAUCAGCCAGUUGCCCCUCAGUAUUGUAUAAUGGCAUAUUAGAAGAACAUAUGAUAAAACACCCACACUAUGAAUAGUAAAGGAAGAUGUUGAUCUGUAAUAUGGUAUAUUGUAACCCAGAGUACCAAAGCAGUAGAUGAGUGAAAUACUUUGCUGUCCUGUGAUGUACAAUGAAUGUAAAUCGUGUAAGCAGAACGACAGAGGGGUUUGAAAGCUGGGUGUUGUAUAAUAAUAUAUGUGACUGAAAUUACUGGCCAGUCUGAUAACGUGGGCCAUGCAUUGUGCAAAAUACUCCUAUAAGCACCUUAAGACCUAACCUAGUUUGUUCAGUUAUUUUGCUACCUUAAAAAGAAAAGAGAUUUCUCCAUUUUAUCUUCUGAUCUUAAUGAGUAUUCCCAUGUUGCAACCUGUCCUAAUACAAUAGUCAUUAUUGUUUACUUCAAAUUUCCUGGUUUUAGCACAGAACAGCACAAGAAGGCAUUCUACUGCCUUCAGCUCCACCAUUCCAUGGUAAUAUUUCUGAUCAAAUAAAAUAUUCUCAAUCUUAAGUAUUUUAGUUCUUUAUCUAGACAAUGCUCUAUAAUAUUUUGUAUCAGAUUCAGUAGUUAUUUCCCCAUAUCGACAAAGUAACCCCAGUAAAGUUAUUUACACAUAAGAGCCCAAGACACAAUGUUUGGAAUUUUCAUUUAAAAUUUGUAGGAAAGCACUGAGCAGUUAUUAGGUCUAUUAUAUGGUAACAAAUAUAAUCAACAGUUUGAAGUAUUCGAUUCAAUUUUUAGCAAAUUUUGUAAAACAAUAUUGCAAAAUUACUAUUUUUAUAGUAUUAAAUAGGGGCCGACUGCUGAAUAAAAACAUUUGGAGAAAAAGGACUAAAGCAGACUUGGAUUGGAGAAAUUUAGUUGUUUUUCUUUGAUCCUUCAAGAUUGUAAUCGACUCAGUAGUCAUUUAAAUCCUUAUUGACUAUUCUUGUAGAUUUUUAACAUUUUGCUAAUAAAAAUUGACUCUAAUAUUUGAUUGAAGCAAAGAUUGCAAUCAGUUGGUUUGGAAACUCUCAUUAUAGGAUACAACUUGUGAUUUAUUGUAAUUAUUUAAUGGUCAAAAGUACACCAGACAAUUUAUGUUGUAGAUUUGGAUUGUUGGGAUGAAUUGAGAGCCUGGUGUUGCCACAGACCAGACCUGGCCUAUAACUGCUUGUUACUUAUACUGGGCACAGAAUAGGAACAAAUUUUCAUUUUCCUGCCUGAUUAUUUUCUCAUGGUCUUAAAAGCUGAAAGCAAUAUUAAUUUCUGGCCUUUGACCUCAGUUGUAGUUGUGAUUAAAUGCAGAUUUGUGGACCUUGUGCAAGUACCUGAGUUCUCUAGACUUUUAUGGUGGAGUAUUAGUAUUUUAAUUUUCUAGUUUUGAAAUGUUCUAUGAAAUUAGAGUCAUUAUAACCUAGAGAUAUCAAAGAUAUAUAAGCAAAAAAAAAUCAAAUUAUAACUGCACACCAGAUAUUAGCAACUGGUAUUACUUUUUCACAGAUUUGUUAAUGGUCUUGAUUUUAAAGCUGUUUCUCAUAAAGUUUAUCCAGUACUUCUAAAAGGCCCAGACUUGGAAGCUUACAGAGACUGCUGAAAAUGUAGAAAUAGAUGCUAUCAUUAUCACUAUUCAGUUAUGUGUGCACAAUAAAUAUUUUUCAUCAUGACUUCCUCAUCAGGCCAAAUGCAAUGUAUAAUUCUUGAGUGGAAACGAUGCGAAAAAGCAUAGCCAAAGAUUGUAAAUAUUGCAUGAAGAAUUUGUAAACUAUAACCAGGGUGACCUAAAUUUCAGAAUAUUUAAAAUGUUCUGGACAAAUUUUUCUUCUUUAAAUUAUUUAUGGAAUCAUGGAAGAGAAAUUGUAAAUACGGGCCUCUUAGGAAUACUGGAUUAUUAUUAUUCAGUCUACAAGGUAUCUGUGUAGUGAUAUGGAUGUGCACAAUUUUAAAGCUACAGGAUUUAGAUUGGAAACAUUUAAAACUUCUGGCAUGAAUAGAGUUAUAACUUUUGUUCUUUCAGAAUAUAAAUCUACAUUUCUGAUUGGAAGAUCUUGAAUGUAGCUUUAAAACAAAUUUGAAGUUUAGUUGAGUUUUUGGUUAUUGGCGAUGUGCAUUCAUUCCAGUAGUACUAAAUGUUCCAUGGCACUACACUAAAAGACAUCUAUAGUGCCAUGCACCAGAAUGUACACAAGCACUAUGUGACACUUUUUUUCUCAGCAAGAUUACUAGUUCUUAAAAUGGUUUGAACGAGCUUUAAAUCAGUUUUUGUGCAUAUAAUCCACAGCAACUAUAAUGGUAAUGCUGAGACAAAUGCAAAGGCUGAACACAGCAUUAUCUGAAUGAUGAUAUUUAGGCUAAACAGUGCUGCCAUAACUUAUUUUCAAGGGUUAAUUACUGACAUGCCAUCAUAAUUAAUUAGAAGUCAUGUGUCAGAAUUAAUGAGAUAGGAUAGGAAUUCUUUUAUUUGGAGGGAAUAGCUUUCAUUUAAUUUUCAUAUGGAAAUUGGAGACAGGAAGCAAAGUAACAGUUAGGUCUGGUUAUUGGCAAGGUUAAUUGUUGCACUCUUAAUGCUUAACCACUUUUAAAAUGUUUCUUAUGUUUGCAUGGAGACUGUAGGGCAGAUGUGUGCAGACUUUGCUUUCUGUGGUCAGUGUGUUUUAAGUACAUGUGCAUGUGAUUCAAACAAACUCAUACUGGCCAUGGCUGCUUCUGCCCAGCUGGGGUUGGUUUGGGUGGGAAUGGGGAUUCAUGCUGAGCUAUUACUGCCAUGAACUGUAAUGCGCAUUUAUGUAUUUAAUCCCACAGUCUGUAUGAUGUAAGAGAAGCAACAACUUGCAGUAGGAUUUGUUGUGUUGGUUGACCCCACAAGUAUUGGGUUUAUCAAUGUGUCCAGCUCACCAUUUUGUGUUUUGCAUGAGUUUUCGGUGAACAGUUUAAAACUUCUGUUAAUUGUAAACAAAUAUCACAAAGACCUAGUGAUAUCCCAGGUUUCAGUCAUUAUUUCAAGAAACCAAGAGUGUAAAACUAGACUGUUAAAAUUCAAAAGGUUUGCCAUACUGAUCCUUUUUUUAAACAAAAGGUUUAUUCUAAAUACAGCAACAUUUGGUGCAACAUCUUAAAAGUGUCAUAUUGGAGGUGGGGUUUCAACAGCAGCCUAAAUUUCAAGGGGAAAUAAAACCUGAAGCACACACAAUCUGGGUCAUCUUUAGGUCUUAAUGGACAUCUUUUGAGCGGGAUUUUUCUUUGGUACAUAUACAGUUACCUCAUUUGCCACUAUAUAUUUAAAAAUUGCUGAUGAAUCAGUAAAAAAGCAAAUUAAUUUUGUUGGAAACAUUUGAGCAUUUCAUUAAAUCAUUCAUAUAUUCUAUCAUUUAACAUGACAAGUAGUUUUCAGUGUUGUAUUAUAAAUCUAUCUGUAACCAAAUCAUUUGAAAGCUUGAUAAAUUUUUAACAAAAUUUGUACAUUUUUUAUGGAAGUUACUAGUAAUGCUUUACUAAGUAGUGCAAUGAAUUUUUAUUUUUAAUCCCUGUGCCCAAUUUUGAAGUUGAGAGGGUUGUU